AUGAGCAUGCACGACAGCACGGACAACAGAACUUUCAAGUCAGAAGCUAUCACAGCACGGACCAAAGCCUACCUGGCAACAGUGGAUCUCUGCAACCCUCCAACUGCUCCGCUCAAUGGCUAUCUUGCCAUCAAGCCAAACAGCAACGGUAUUGGCGCUGUCGCCUACGUUCUGUGCAAUGCCGGAUACAACACCAAGUCCCAUAAGAUGACCUGCCAACGUCCUGCUGGCAGCGUAGCUAAGCCAACGUGGACCUCAGUAUAUUGCAAUCCUGCAGCCAUCACUCCCAAACCUCAACCUUUAGCUGUGGAUCUCUGCAACCCUCCAACUGCUCCACUCAAUGGCUAUCUUGCCAUCAAGCCAAACGGCAACGGUAUUGGCGCUGUCGCUUACGUUCUGUGCAAUGCCGGAUACAACACCAAGUCCCAUAAGAUGACCUGCCAGCGUCCUGCUGGCAGCGUAGCUAAGCCAACGUGGACCUCAGUAUAUUGCAAUCCUGCAGCCAUCACUCCCAAACCUCAACCUUUAGCUGUGGAUCUCUGCAACCCUCCAACUGCUCCACUCAAUGGCUAUCUUGCCAUCAAGCCAAACGGCAACGGUAUUGGCGCUGUCGCUUACGUUCUGUGCAAUGCCGGAUACAACACCAAGUCCCAUAAGAUGACCUGCCAACGUCCUGCUGGCAGCGUAGCUAAGCCAACAUGGACCUCUGUAUAUUGCAAUCCUGCAGCCAUCGCCCCCAAACCUCACCCUUCAGCUGUGGAUCUCUGCAACCCUCCAACUGCUCCACUCAAUGGCUAUCUUGCCAUCAAACCAAACAGCAACGGUAUUGGCGCUGUCGCUUACGUUCUGUGCAAUGCCGGAUACAACACCAAGUCCCAUAAGAUGACCUGCCAACGUCCUAUUGGCAGCGUAGCUAAGCCAACGUGGACCUCUGUAUAUUGCAAUCUUGGUAAAGUGGCGACGUCACCAUUGGCAACCAACUUUAGCGGCGUCAGCUGUCAGUCUGUCACCGGGGCACUGAUGUGCACCGACCCGCAAAUCACGGCCGUACCCAAGUUCACCGCCGACACGUCAUUGUUCACCAUUCUCGUGUUGGACACAUGUGCAGUGAGGUAUCUUCCUGCGCGAUCCUUCAGGGACUUCCCAAGGGUGAAGGGCCUACUACUGGACAGUAAUGGUCUGCAGACAAUGGACAAGGAUGCGUUCCAAAGUCUUGCCAUCGUCACCUUGAUCUUGGACAAUAAUAGACUUGCCAGCAUUCACCCGAACACGUUCAAGCCAUUAGCAAGCACACUUCAGGUCCUGAAGAUUGCAGAUAAUCUGCUCACGACUAUCCUUCCCGGCACAUACUCCGGCCUUGGCGCACUCGUCACUCUUGACUUGAGUGGUAAUAAGUUGGCCACAGUGUCCACCGCUACAUUGGACUCCAUAAAGAGAACAGCAACAGUCCUGUUGAACAACAACAGCCUGACGUGUUCUGUGAGCGGUGUCGAGGACAUGUGCUCUUCGUCCUGGGGUAGAGUACAUGGUACCUGUCUGGACUACUUCACUUCGGCGGAUCAGCCCAUCACAACAUUCCGCUCUCUUCAUUGUGGCAAAGCUUUAGCAGUUGACUGGACGAAGGACUGUGGACUACCCUCGAUCGCUGGUCAUAGCGGUAUAUUCUCCUACACAUCGACCGGCAUCGGUGCUAAAGCACUCGCCAUCUGCCAGGAUGGGUAUGCUACUCGUAAUGGCAAAAGCACGAUGACUUGCCAUGCACCGACUUCCCCGGGUCUGAAGGCAGCGUGGAGUCCAGUAUUUUGUGAUCCCAUCUCUAAGCGGACCAAAGACUACCUGUCAACAGUGGAUCUCUGCAACCCUCCAACGGCUCCGCUUAACGGCUACAUUGCCAUUACACCCAACAGCAAUGCUAUUGGCGCUGUCGCCUACGCUCUGUGCAAUGCCGGAUACCAUGCCAAGUCGCAUAAGAUGACCUGCCAACGUCCCGAUGACAGUCUAGUUAAACCAACGUGGACCCCAGUGUACUGCACUAUCGGUAAAGUAGUUCACACGUCACCACUGGCCACCAACUUUACCGGUGUCAACUGUCGGUCUGCAUCUGGUACACUGAUGUGCACCGACCCGAAGAUCACGGCCGUACCCAAGUUCUCCGCUGACACGUCCUCGUUCACCAUUCUUGUGUUGGAUUCAUGUGCGGUGAAGUAUCUUCCAGCUCGAUCCUUCAAGGCCUUCCCCAAGGUGAAAGGCCUACUACUGGACAGUAACGGUCUGCAGACAAUGGACAAGGAUGCGUUCCAAGGUCUUGUCAUCGUCACUUUGAUCUUGGACAAUAAUAGACUUGCCAGCAUUCACCCGGACACGUUCAAGCCCUUAGCAAGCACACUUCAGGUCCUGAAGAUUGCAGAUAAUCUGCUCACGUCUAUCCUUCCUGGCACAUACUCUGGCCUUGCCGCACUCAAGACUCUGGACUUGAGCGGCAAUAAGUUGACCACAAUGACCACUGCUACAUUGGACUCCAUAAAGAAGUCAGCAACAAUCCUGUUGAAGAACAAUAGCCUGACGUGUUUUUUGCUGAGCCAAGAGGACAACAUCUGCACUGCAUCCUGGGGCAGAGUACAUGGCGACUGCAGAGACAUCAUUACAUUGCAAAACGAGCCAAUCACGAAGUACCGAAUUAUCUAUUGUUCCAUAACUUCACAAGUUGAUGUGACUGACUGUGGACUCCCCUCGAUAGCUGGCCAUAGUGGUAUCUUCUCCUACACUUCGACCGGCAUCGGUGCUAAAGCACUCGCCAUCUGCCAGGAUGGGUAUGCUACUCGUAAUGGUAAAAGCACGAUGACCUGCCAGGCGCCGACAGCUCAGAGAGCGCGGGCUGCGUGGAGUCCAGUAUUCUGUGAUCCCAUCAGUAAGCGGACCAAAGACUACCUGUUAACAGUGGAUCUCUGCAACCCUCCAACGGCUCCCCUUAACGGCUACAUUGCCAUCGCACCCAACAGCAAUGAGAUUGGCGCUUUCGGCUACGCUGUGUGCCAUACCGGAUACACGACCAAGACGCAUAAGAUCACCUGCCAACGUCCUGAUGACAGUCCAGUUAAGCCAACGUGGACCCCAGUCCAUUGUACUAUCAUACCAACACACCCAACAGAUCUGCCACGCGAUGUCCCCGACAACGAGACAUGCCUCACACCACCCAAAGUAGCCAAUGGUAAAGUGCACAUGCUGCCAAAGAUCGAGGGCGCUGCUAACGCCGUGCUCGUUUGCGCCUCGGGCUACUACCCUAAUGAUGACACCGCCUUGAUCAGAUGUGUGCGUGGCAAAAGUCCCGGAUCAGGAUUUGCCUGGCCCCAUGUCCAGUGUCAACCUCUAGAGGAAAACGACAAUAGUACCGACAUCGCAUUGGGUAGCACUGACCCAGAUGAUGACAGUCGAUUCCCGUUGACAAGUAUCGGCUUCAUUGUUGGAAUGACGUGCCUCGGGGUCGUCGUUGUUGCCUCUUGCGGCCUGGCCAUCUUGCUGCGCCGCCGUGGUGUGCCGCUAUCGAUCUACCUGAGAAGCGCCAAGAAUCUCGUCUCGAACCCGCGAGGUCACGCUACCACGAGGAGCGAAAACCGACGUCCCAGCGCCACAAACCUAGUGCUCCGCCGCGACUCCAGCUUCAUCCAGGAAUGCAACAUUCCCAUCGUCGAAGCUUGCGAAGGCUAUCAAAGCACACAAUUGGAGCUGAUACGCAGCAGAAUCCAAGUGGAAUCCGAUGAGGUAUCAACCGACGUACCGGUGUCUACGACAAAUUCUGUCAACGAGCAUGACAAUAAUUGAUCAGUCACAGAAUUAUUAGGAUGCACAUGGCCUCCUUGGUAGUUUUUUCAUUAUUACUUCUGUCAUUUUUUCAUGAUUGAAAAUACCCUGGUAAUCUAGUUUCCUAUUUCCCGGUUGAUUUCGGUAAUUUCGGCAGAGAAGCCAGGCAUCGACAUUUAGCUACCACCUUAAAGCCACCAAUGGUAUACAUAUACAUGUAUUAUGUAUGUGUAGGAACUGCUGGUCAAUUCAUUCUACAUUACUAUCAUCUUAUACCUGGCAGAUCCCUGGAACCGAAACAUUCCGCCGACAAUCUUAAUUAUGUUAUGCAGUAUCGUAUCUAUUCCCCAAUGGAAGUCUUUCUUCAUUUUGUACAUUUAUAUUUUAGACCAAAAAUUCAAUUAUUUUUCUCCAGACUCAGUGUGCGAAAUAGAUACAGAUAUAGGGUAGAUG
Messenger RNA from Sycon ciliatum, 4251 nucleotides. RefSeq lists its product as uncharacterized. The transcript is spliced from 28 exons. Gene Ontology annotation, molecular function: protein binding. The record is from RefSeq and is a predicted model, not a curated record. Lineage: Eukaryota; Metazoa; Porifera; Calcarea; Leucosolenida; Sycettidae. Gene Ontology annotation, cellular component: plasma membrane. The coding region runs from base 1 to 3819 and encodes 1272 amino acids.